GCGGGAAGCAACGUGCAUCAUCUCACGAUCUCCCUCCUCUCCGCGCCGCGCGCCCCAUAUAUAAACCCUCUCUUCUUCUCCAUCACCACCACCGCUCCUCUCUCUCUCCUCCACACCCUCUCUCUCACUCGUUGACUUUUAACUCUAAAACAAUGAGUGCACCAGGCUCCUCCUCUAGAUCCCUUCCCUUCAAAUCGAAGAAACGGCUGGUAGAUCUGUUAGAUUCUCCGUCCUCGAAAUCGCAAACCGGAAACCCUAAUCCUUCCUCUGUACCGUUCCCAACGCCGGAGAAGCCCCCGGAGAACAUGCACACACGAUCCAGAAACCGAUCCGUGGCUCUAUCCGUGAAAGAGAUUCGUCAAGCCGCUGGAUCUGGUCGUAGAUCUGAAGAUCCGGUGGGGAAGGCUUCGUCCGCAAGGAGCCAGCUCUUGUUUUCGUCUAACGAUUCGUCGUCUUCCUCCUUGAAACGGAAGAAGAUCGAUAAAGAGAAAUUACCAGAGAAGUAUGAGAUUCUGGGGAAGUUCUUUGAUGCGUUAGACAGUACGAUUGUUUUGUCGAGAUUAAGAGGUUCUAAACCGAUUUUUUCUAACAUUUCUGGGAAAAUCGAGCAUUUGACUGAAAGGAGGUUUUGUUACAGUCACUUGGCUCAGAUAAAGCAUAUCUUGCCAGAGGCAAUUGAGAUUAAGAGAGUGUUGAUUCAUGAUGAAGCGACUAGCUGUAUGAAACCAGAUCUUCAUGUUACUCUCAAUGCCGAUGCUGUUGAGGAGAAUGACAAGUCCAAAUCAGACAGCAAGAAGAAGAUCUCACUUAGGAAAGUGUUCAGGGAAAGACUUGCAGAUUUUGUUAAAUCCCAUCCUCAGGGUGAUGAAGUGCCAGAGGAACAGCUUCCAGAGCUAUUCAAUAGAAGGAAACCAAAUGAAGAUUCAAAGGCUGAAGAAGUUAAGAGUAUUAGUUCUCUCAUGGGAGAGAUGGCUUCUAUCCCUGCAGCUAAAUUGAUUUCAUCUUUCAUGAAAGUCCCAUCAACUCCAGUCAAUGCACCUUCAAGUCCUGCUAAGUCCCAAAUCAACACUGCACCAACUUCAAGUCCUGCUUUGUCUAAGAUUAACUUGGCUCCAACACCAGUCAAAGCAGUGUCAACUCCAGCUAAUGUACCUUCAACGCCUGCCAAAAUUGACUCAACACCUAGUAUACUCUCAACGCCGGCUAAAAUGGACCCAAUACCAGUCAUUGUUGCUUCAACUCCACCUGAGUUUGCUUCAACUCCUGCUAGAGUCUACAGUACAUCACUUGCAUCUCGUCUGCAGAAAAGGAGCAGCGGUGAUACAACUCCAGAUGAUGUCUCUGCUGACCCACCGGCUAAGCUAGCUAGGCGUUCCUCACUAAGCUCAUCAAGGUCGCUGAACUUUGAUUCUUGUACUGAGGACGAUAAAGCUAUGGAUGUGACAGAUGCUGAUGAAGAAGAUGUUGAGCAAGAACCAGAGGAAGAUGCAUCCAGCGAUGAUGAAAUCCUCAACAUACUUCCAGCAAAACUUCGACAAUCGAUUAAAGAACAAGAGAGGAAAGCAAUUGAAGAAUCAAAUCCAGCAAUCUCAGAGGCAAAGAGAAGGAGGAAGAUGAUAGCUUGUCUACCUAAACUUUUCAAUGUCAUCCAUUACUUGAUUCAGUCAAUAAGGCGUUGGGUGAUCACAAAAGAAGAGCUUGUCCACAAGAUAAUCGCUGGCCAUUCUGAUAUCACCGACAGAAAAGAAGUUGAAGAACAACUAAUCUUAAUGCAAGAGCUGGUCCCAGAAUGGAUCUCUGAGAAAAGAUCAUCAUGUGGAGAUUUGCUAGUAUGCAUAAACAAGUUGGCAUCUCCCCAAACAAUCCGGUCUCAGCUAGAAGAAGAAAACAAGAAAGCAGUUGCUCCAUCGUGCCCUUGAGAUUGCAGUUCUGUCGGCUGCGUUUUGGACUAAGUUAUGGGAGAGUGGCGUGUAGAGAUUAUUAUUAGGUAGUAAGUUAAAGUGGGAGAAGUGUAGUAAGAGGGUGAAAAACAAGUAAUCUUAUUUAAUAAUAAAUCUUACAGAUUUUUGGUAAAUCAUAUUUCUUGGGCAUCAUUGUUGAAAUUUGUAGAGAUGAAGAGAUCUAAUAACAAUGCUUUUCUAUCUUCCAAAGAAAACGUUUGUGGAAUGAUAAAUGACGAAGAAACAUACACAAUGUCUUAAAACUUGCAAGGACUUGGGGAAGGGAUGGAUAAUAAGCAAGAAGAAAGUUGAAGAAAUUGACCGUAGAAGUUCCAAUUGGCUUAAAAUUUGUAGUUAGAACUCAGCUAACAUGUUAACUGAUUUUUCAGUAACUCACUGUCUUCUGUUAAUUCUAUUAUAGACUUUGAUAAAGC
Messenger RNA from Eruca vesicaria subsp. sativa (arugula), 2374 nucleotides. Lineage: Eukaryota; Viridiplantae; Streptophyta; Magnoliopsida; Brassicales; Brassicaceae. The record is from the annotation of a GenBank genome assembly.